AUACGGGCAGAAGUAGGGGCUGGUGUUUGUGUUUGUUUUUGGUACAUUGUAAAGAAUGGUCGAACAUUUCUUCCUGUACAUUUUAUCCGAUCAUAAAGCGAUUUAAGGGAAUACAGAAACGAACCGUAUUUGUAUUGUUUUAUAUGGAUUUACUGAAUUGCCGGUGAAUAUCUCUAAAACUUUGGCUUGUGUGCGGCAGGCCGAUCACCGUUUUUAUGCACUGCAUUGUUCUUAUUUAUAUAAUAUAAUAUUUCUUACGUGUAAAAUAUAUUUACUCCGUCAUAGUAGUUUAAUAUGAGCUUGAAUUAAGACAUUUAGCGAAGAAGCAAUCCGAAUAAGUAUUAUACCGUGUAACUAAUUGCUUUAAUAAUAUUCUAACAAGGUUGUUAUUUAUAAUGAGAUAUUUGAAUACAAUAUUGUGUCUGCAUUAGCUAAGAGAUUGGGCUGGAGGUUACCUCUGCAUUCUACUUGUUUUUAUGUAUUUAUUAAAAAGGGGUUAUAUGUAAUUAGAUUAGAAGAAUCUCACCGACAUUAAACAAAGCAUCUGUUCUCGCUAAUUCGGUGCAGCGUAUUUGUAGGUACUGUGUAUUUGACGAGUAGGCUAACAUGUAUGCGCCACCGGGAUCUGGACUGCAAGGAAGCCGGCGAAGGAGGGGGCCGGGUGGAAGCGCACUCCCAAAGCAGCCGGAGAGGAGCCUGGCGUCGGCGCUGCCCGGUGCCCUCUCCAUCACUGCGCUGUGUACGGCGCUGGCAGAGCCUGCUUGGCUGCGUGUUCACGGGGGAACAUGUCCUCGACAGGAGUUGGGGGUAGCUGAUGUCCUGGGAUACGUGGACACCAAACUGCUUGAAGAUUACUGUAUGAAUCCUCAAAUGAUCCUCCUGCUUCGUGUGAUUGCUGCCUUCUGUUUCCUGGGCAUCCUGUGCAGUCUCUGUGCCUUUCUGUUGGACGUCUUUGGGCCAAAACACCCGGCCCUCAAAAUCACCCGCCGGUAUGCCUUUGCCCACAUCCUGACAGUUCUGCAGUGUGCCACAGUGAUUGGGUUCUGUUACUGGGCCUCCGAGUUGAUCCUGUCCCUCCAGCAGCAGCAUAGGAUGUACCACGGCUCUCUCAUCUACGUCACCUUCGCCGUUAGCUUCUACCUGGUCGCGGGGGCUGGCGGAGCCUCCAUCCUGGCCACGGCUGCCAACCUGCUGCGGCACUACCCCACCGAGGAGGAGGAGCAGGCUCUGGAACUGCUUUCUGAGAUGGAGGAGAGCAGCGAGACCUACCCCGGGGACUACGACCUAGCCAACCAGUUCCAGCCGCCCCCCGCCUACACCCCCUAACUGCACCGGCAUGCCGAGGACACUGCGCACUCACAACACAAGGACAGUCGCCACAUGACCGACGGACAUCCAACUGCAUAUCCUGGCCUAUUGAUAGUGAUGUAUCAGUAAAACCAUUUAUUUUAGUGGUUCUCAGCUUUGGUCUCCCCUGAUGCUGGAUUCACACUAAACUAAACCCCUGUUGGGAAUGACAUGCAUUGCAUCCCAUUUUUGCUCCAAUUGAGGCCUAAAAGAAGCAUUUUUAUUAGCUUGGUAGAUGGCUUGUUUCCACAAGAUUAUCUAAAUCUGCCUGUCAGUACUGCAUUUCCUUGUUCACUGCAGAGGCAAGCAAUUCAGAACAUGAACAUUGGUCCCCAGGUCUUUUGAGCUACUGAAAUAAAUCUAUAAAAUAAUUAUUGAACUACUUUUUUAUUGCUAUUAUGUAUCUAGGAAAUUUGCCAAAAUGACUCUCCCCAAAAGUACGUAACGAUCUUGCCUUUGGUUACGUUGACAAGUAUAUGUCAGUAUUAUGAAAAAUAUCUCAAUUGGAGAGUGAAACUGGUUUGAGAUCUUCGUUUCCACAUGUUGUAGAAUGCUAUUUUGAUUGCUGAAGUUUACUAUUGAAAAUGAGUUAAUGUACUACAGCAAUUACUGUAGCAAAAUACUUAUCCCCUUUAAAUACUUAAGAACAUGUUUUCAUAGAGCUAAUGUGUUUUUUUUUUUUUUUUUUUUUUUUAUACCAGAUUCACUUGUAGAAUUUCCCAGGUUUAAACAAGUGGCACCCAUACACUGUUGCAGUGCUGUGCAGUUUUUCAAUCCCCUUUCUGUUGCCAUGACACCUCUAGGUGACACCCUUCAAUGUGGGUGCACUAAACACUCAAGACUGUGAUUCACCAGUGCCACUCUGCUCUAAGAGCACAAAUUGCACUGGGAACUAGUGAACAGGGCCUGGGAUUUCAUUGCUCAGCAUUGCUACUGUAGAUUCCCUGGUGGGAUUGAACUUUCUGUUCUGAUUUCCAAACAGUAUUCAUUCUCUAGUCUCUCUGCAUCUGGGCAGCAGUAAAGGGGGAACAAAUCUGAGAAAAGGCCCAAUAUUACAAAAUUGUUUUGUGAAACCAGCCAGUAGUCCUAAAGUCUACUAUAACUAUACAUUGUAACAAUAUAAAUAUUAUCUAUAAAGGAUACAUAUAAUUUAAUGAUACUUGGUGAGCAUUCAUAAAUACCCUCAUAACCUCGUCCCUCUGUCCCAAAAUGCUGCUUAAAGUCUGCAGUCCUUGGGAUGGACAGCGAAGGGCCACCUUUGUACUUCCUGUACAGAUUGCUGCCUAGUGCACAGCAAAUUAGUCCAAGCUCUGUCCACAUUCCCAACACCUUAAUGAGGUGAGGCUGCUUCUUUUGAGCUCUACCAUGGGAUGUUAACACUUAGCAGGACAUAUCAUCAGUCAGGCUGAGUUGCCAUGUAAAUUGUUUUUUUCAUAAGGUGAAACAUGGUGUUGCAGUAGAGGCUCUGUGUGCUUGUGGGGCAUUCAGUAGGCAUUACUGCAGACUAAGGGACUGAGCUGUUAACUUUGGGUUAAGACUUCACCAGCUUUUUUUUGGGCAAUCUAUCCGCAGAGCACUAGCUGUACUUUAAAUUGUCCGAACAAAUACAUGGAUUUGUUUAUUAUCAGUUUGCUACUGCUGUUCAAAAUCCCUUUGUUGUACCCUCAUCACUUUCCACAGCACAAGCUCUCUGUUUUAUAGUACUGUAUUUCCCAUGCAUGCUUUCAGCUAGCGAAAUCUGUAAUCAUCGCUUUUUAAUUUAAAGAAUGUGAUCUGAUUUGUAUGUUCUUUAUUAUUAUGAUUGUUGGUGUUAAUGCAAGUGUAAAUUGUGAGAUAUAACUUGAUUCUUGGGCAUAGUCAUAUCUGUACAGACUAAAUGUCACUUUGUUUUUUCUUACGUUUUUUGUUUUCACUGGUGAAGAAUAAAAAGUAAUAAAUUGCAGGAAUAAAUAUUCUCUCUUUUAGAUUUUUUUUUUUUUUUUGUAUGAUAUAGCCCAGUACAGUCAAACCCACUUUCUGUAAUCUCACUUAAUAUCACUCCUGUUAAUGACACCCUCUGCUUAUUCGCACCACACUGAAGUGGCCCAAACAGAAUACUCUUUUAAUAACCGCUUUUCAACCCCUCUGGGUAGUGUUGAACUGUUCCGACAAAUAAAGUAACUGUAGCAUACAGAACA
Polyodon spathula (Mississippi paddlefish) is the source of this 3524-nucleotide messenger RNA. RefSeq names its product transmembrane protein 127. The record is from RefSeq and is a predicted model, not a curated record. Bases 607 to 1326 code for a protein of 239 amino acids. Gene Ontology annotation, cellular component: membrane. Gene Ontology annotation, biological process: negative regulation of cell population proliferation; negative regulation of TOR signaling. Lineage: Eukaryota; Metazoa; Chordata; Actinopteri; Acipenseriformes; Polyodontidae. The transcript has 3 exons.